AAUGAAAAUCACAUGGUCAUGAUGAAACAUUGUUAAACAUUUUAUUAAUAUUUUAUAAACAUAUAAUAAUAAUAAUUUUAUAUAUCAAGCUGUAUACAUGGGUUUAUACAUAUACAUGUGAAUAUGUAUUAUAUUAAUAUGAAAACAACAUUGUAAAUCUGGGAUUUUUAAAAAUUUUGUAUUAAUUAUUUAUUUAUUUAAACUUGAAAAUAAAGCCCAAAGUUUUAGGAUUUCCAAAAAUCUACUAUUUAAAAUUACUAGAUAUUUCUAUGUCACUAAUCAAAUGCAAGUAAAUUUGUGACAUUGACCAUGCUAACUCCUGAUGCUCUUUGAAACAUUCUCAAAGAUAACAUGGAUCAUCAGAUUUUCAAACAUGUGGAGUCCAUGCCUGCUUGAGCGCAUGCUGUCAUUAAAGCAAAAGUGGGACAUGUCAAAAACACAACGAAAUUCUGAAAUGUAAAUUCAACUUCUCAGACUGUUAUGCUGAUAAUUUGUAUUGAAAAAAUGAUCUAUUAAUUUAAGAAUAAAAAUAGAAGUAAUUUUCUUUUCAUAGGUGGUCUCUGAUAUUAAUAUAUUAUUAUGAACUUUUAUAUUACAUUAUAUUAAUGUCUAUAGUCUUCUAAUCUACAUAACACCACCAAGUCCCUGAAAAGAAGCACCAUUCCCCAGUCCCCAUGGGGGUAACCGUCUGUAAUGCCUGAGCAAAAACCUAUCAUGUUAUCCUGAUAGCAUGUCAUUGAAGUGUAAGUUAACAGAAAACAAAAACAACGACACAUCUUUAAUUUCACAAUCUAUAACUUCAGUUAUAUACUAUUAUAUUACUAUUGUGUAAGUUAUGGUUUAAAAGUCAUUAAAUAUCGGAUUUACACCUGUUCUCCUGCAGUCAGUCCAAGGAAAAGCUCUUGACGUCACAGUUACACAGCGGAAGCCGGAUAUCCGCCAUGACCGGAAAGAUUCCAUAUUUGGGCAUUCUUAGCAGGCGCAAUGGCAGCUUCCAUUCUGUGUAGACGACUAGCUUAACGUUGAAUGUGGAGUCUAUGAUCGUUUGUAAAACAUUUUCAACGGAUCUCUGAGACGGAUCAGCGGUGGAUUGGAACGUAUGCUUUUUAAAAUGUCAAAAACCAAAAGCUAGUCACUGAAUUGAUCCGUCAAACCACUACAAACCCGAAACCACUUAGCAAGGCUUUGCUAGCAUCCUCGAUACGGUUUGCAUUUUUUUUUAAUAAACAUUCGUAAACCCACAUAUAAACCCGGAAUCAACCGUUAACGUUUUACAAAUCAACCGCCCUUCAUGCCCGAGCAAGGACCGAGAAUGAACGCAUUCUCUCUCGGCGAGCUGUGCUGGCUCUUCUGCUGCCCGCCCUGUCCGAGUCGCAUCGCGGCCAAACUGGCUUUUUUGCCACCGGAGCCCACGUACUCCAUCCACACGGACGCGAGCGGCGCGUCCAGCCUGCACCUCACCGAGCGCGCAGACUGGCAGUACUCGCAGCGCGAGCUCGACGCCGUCGAGGUGCUCGUCACCCGAACCAGCCGCGGGAACCGGGUCGGCUGCAUGUUCGUCCGCUGCGCGCCCAGCAGCCGCUACACGCUGCUGUUCUCGCACGGCAACGCCGUGGACCUAGGCCAGAUGUGCAGCUUCUACAUCGGCCUCGGGUCCAGGAUCAACUGCAACGUGUUCUCCUAUGAUUACUCGGGUUACGGGGUCAGCACCGGGAAACCAUCCGAGAAGAACCUGUACGCGGAUAUUGAAGCGGCCUGGCAGGUUCUCAGGAACAAGUAUGGCGUGACUCCGGAAAACAUUAUCCUGUAUGGUCAGAGUAUAGGGACUGUGCCAACAAUAGACCUGGCCUCCCGGUAUGAGUGUGCGGCAGUGAUCCUUCAUUCUCCCCUCAUGUCUGGGUUGCGUGUAGCCUUCCCCGACACCCGCAAAACGUACUGCUUCGAUGCCUUCCCAAGCAUCGACAAGGUCUCAAAGGUGGCGUCCCCAGUACUGGUCAUCCACGGCACAGAAGAUGAAGUGAUCGAUUUCUCCCACGGCUUGGCCAUUUACGAGAGAUGUCCACGUGCUGUGGAGCCUCUGUGGGUGGAGGGUGCCGGGCACAACGACAUCGAGCUGUACGCUCAAUACCUUGAGAGACUCAAGCAGUUCAUCACCUUUGAGUUGGCUACCUCCUGAAGGCACGGCACGGAACACCAGGACACGCACAUCGUGUAGGGUUCCCCUUUACCCAGGCUGGAGGAACGCCAUCUGGUACUUGCACUUGCUGGAGAAAAACUGGACUCCUCUGAAGUCUCUCUCUUUAGAUUUAUGAGUGAGGCCUUUUCAUCCCUAAAGGGGAAAUGCAUUAUAAUAAUUUUCAUUCACUUCUUUUCUUUUGUACUUGAUGAAGAAUCACUGACAUUUUGCACCACAUUCAGUUCAUGCUAAAUGUUUUGUUUGAUGAUUUGAAAUGUUUUUUUCUUCCCUUUUGUUGAUGCAUUUAUUUUAAGUACUCCUCAAGGGUUAAUUAAACUGAUGCACUUUUCUUGUGCAGAUAAUUUCAGGUUAUGUUUUAUGUAUCGGGGUGAGGGGGGGUGGGGGGUUACGACAUUGCAUUCCAUUUUAUUAUGUUGAAAGUAGAUUAGUAAAAGACUGAUUUUGUGUGUGUGUGUGUGUGUGUUUAGGUGCAUUCAUGCACAUGUUUGUCUGGUGGAAGGCCACUGCCCAGGGGGCGCUCUUUGGUAAAAUAAAACGUAGCUUGGUCUAAUUAACACUGGAAGAUCUGUUGAAGUGACUUGACCCAUAAAUAUUGAAGAUCUACUAUGUACUGUCAAUUGCUUCAAAUACAUUGUGAUGGGGAAUGGGGUGGGUUGGUGUCUUUUUGCCUUUUGAUUACAGAAACAAGGUGCUUUGUAGUAAUACAUCAAUCAGGGCAUUGUUUCAGUGUGAACACUACAUCAUUCUAAAUGUUGAAUUCAAAAGUGUGUUGUGCUUUCUCUGUUGCUUUUAGCAUUGACAUUACAAUAAGCCUUAUGUUCUCCGACAUUUCGGUCCAACGUUUCUGUGAAUUAUUUCUCACAAAUGGGAUUUGAAAGAUUUUCUCUGGGCUCCUGCUCGCUGCUACUCCUCAUGGGAAAAUCACUGUGAAAAUGUAACCUUCACUAGAUACAAUGACACCUCACUAAUUAGAAGUUUAUCCCCCAUUCCAGGCACCAGACUAAUCCCUGGAAAACGAAUAAUUCAGUGUUUGUGGAUGUCUUUCAAAAAAGGUGAGUGAGUGACUGUAUGUAGUCAUUUCAUGAUAGCACUACACAACUUGAAAACAUUUCCUAAGCCUGUGUGUGCUAAUGAAGGAAAUCGAUUGCUACCAAACCAAUGCAGGCAUUAGAUUGUAUGUUUUAAAUGCAUAGCAGACUUUGUUGUUUGUUAACUUGUUUUGGUGUAUGGUUGUGCAAUGGCGGUUCAUGUAUGUUGUAAUGGAAUGUUGUUGUUCCUCCUCGUUUGGAGAUAAAAAUGCUCCACUUGACCUCAGUGGACUUGAUCGGAGAUGCUUUUUAUGGAAUGACUUAACUUGACCCCAUCUGAGCCUGUCAUUGCUUUUGAUACUGACGUUUUUACGAUGUUUUUGAGUAAUUAUUAAUAUUUACACCUCUUUUAAUGCUGGUUUGUAAGAUAAUCUUACUGUACACCUUAUCUCUCUAUAUAUGUAAAAUAUGAAGUAAAUGGUAUUUAGCUUUUGAUUUUUUUUUUUUUUUUUUUUUAUUAUUGACACUGGAAUCACAGUAUGCAAAUAUAAUGCAGAGUAAAACCUAGUUGGUACAGACACUUUUGCGUGUAGUUCUUUUUUUGACUAUAUCUUUAAAGCCUUAAAUGUGCCGUGAGACUGAUUAUUGUUCUUUCUGUUGGUCGUUGCUUCAAAGCAACACUGUGGAUAUUGUACUGCUUAAAAGGAAUAAAGGAUGCAUGGAA
Myxocyprinus asiaticus (Chinese sucker) is the source of this 3949-nucleotide messenger RNA. RefSeq names its product abhydrolase domain containing 17C, depalmitoylase (gene abhd17c). Lineage: Eukaryota; Metazoa; Chordata; Actinopteri; Cypriniformes; Catostomidae. Gene Ontology annotation, molecular function: palmitoyl-(protein) hydrolase activity. Gene Ontology annotation, biological process: protein depalmitoylation. The record is from RefSeq and is a predicted model, not a curated record. Bases 1292 to 2176 code for a protein of 294 amino acids. The transcript has 3 exons. Gene Ontology annotation, cellular component: plasma membrane; endosome membrane.